UAAAGUUGGCAGGUCAAAUGAAGCCAAACUGGUCCUCAAAUAAAGGGCCGUUUGGGAGCCGGGGUCGGGCCCUUUUUACUGAACUGUGCCAAAUGAUCCGGACCACUGAAAAGAGCCGGAAUCUCCCUCACUACUGUAGAGGGCAGCAGUGCGCCUUGGUUGAGUCUGGUCUGCCGGGAAUUCAGAAGAAGAGGAAGAAUUGGGGAAAGCGCCAUUUUUACAGUCCAUGGACAACUCCGAAGAACUUUACAGCUGAAUAAAGAACAAGAAUGUUAUCUUUGGAGAAGUUUAGAGAUGUCAACGAGCGGCCAACUGCUGCAGCUGAGGAAAUAUGUGACGAUGCUACAAGAGCUGCCGUCGAGGACGAGGCAGAGAUCAACCGUCAGCGCAGAAUGCUGCCUUACAUCCUCUUACACAGAAUAGAUGUCCCACAGCAACAUGUGUGUAAGCAGGAGGAGGAGGAGCUGCAGCUCUGUCACCAGGAGAGGAAGUCCAGUCUGGACCAGGAGGAGCCAGAGCCUCCACAGAUGAAAGAGGAGCAGGAGGGAGAGCAGCUCAAACAGGAGGAGACGGACACGUCAGCGUUGAAUUUUCACAUUCUUCCUCACACAGACGUCCCACAGCAACAUGUGUGUAAGGAGGAGGAGGAUGAGCAGCAGCUCUGUCACCAAGAGAGGAAGUCCAGUCUGGACCAGGAGGAUCCAGAGCCUCCACAGAUGAAAGAGGAGCAGGAGGGAGAGCAGCUCAAACAGGAGGAGACGGACACAUUGAUAAUGACUCCUACUCAGGAGGAAAGUGAGCACAGAGAAGCUGAUGGACAACAUGAACACCAGCUCCUUUCUCACAACUCUCAUGUUGCUGAGAAUCAAGAUCCCAAAGAGAACAAGCAGAAAGACUCAGAGAUAACUGGAAAAUCAAAACAAAGACAAGAGCGAGACAGAAAACACACAGAUGAGAGGCUGUUUUCAUGUGAAGUAUGUGGAAAAUGGUUUAAACAUAAAAAGACUUUGAGACAACACAUGUUGGCACACACAGGUGAGAGUUGUCACUCCUGUAACACCUGUGGAAAAGAAUAUUUUAAGAAAUAUUGUUUGAUUAGGCACAUUCUCACUCACACAGAUGAGAAGCCUUACUCCUGCAGGACCUGUGGAAGAGGAUUCAGUCAGAAAUAUCAUUUGAAUCAGCACAUUCUUACUCACACAGGUACAAAGCCGUACACCUGUGGUACCUGUGGAAGAUCAUUCACACAAAAAUUUCAUUUGGAUAGGCACUUAAAAGUCCAUACAGAUGAAAAACCACAUACCUGUACAAUUUGCAAUAAGUCUUUCAGACAACAAAGUGAUUUAACAAUCCACAUGAGAACACACACAGGUGAAAAACCUUACUCCUGCAGCACCUGUGGAAGAAGAUUCUGCCAGAAAUCAAAUUUGAAUAAGCACAUUAAAAGUCACACAGGUACAAAGCCGUAUACCUGUGGUACCUGUGGAAAAUCAUUUACACAGAAAUUUCAUUUGGAUAGGCACUUAAAAAUCCAUACAGGUGAAAAACCACAUACCUGCACAAUGUGCAACAAAUCUUUCAGACAUGAAGGUGAUUUGACAGCCCACAUGAGAACACACGCAGGUGAGAGGCCUUACUCCUGCAGCACCUGUGGAAAAAGAUUCUGUGAGAGAUCAUAUUUGAAUCGGCAUAUUCUUACUCACACUGGUACAAAGCCGUACACCUGCGGUACCUGUGGAAGAUCAUUCACACUGAAAUCUAAUUUGGAUAGGCACUUAAAGAUCCAUACAGGUGAAAAACCACAUACCUGCACAAUGUGCAACAAAUCUUUUAGACAACAAAGUGAUUUGACAGCCCACAUGAGAAGACACACAGGUGAAAAGCCUUCUGCAGCACGUGUGGAAAAAGAUUCAGUUGGAAAUCAGACAUGAAUCAUCACAUUCUUUCUCACACAGGUACAAAGCCGCACAUCUGUGGUAUCUGUGGAAGAUCAUUCAAACAAAAAAAGUUCUUUGGACAACCACUUAAAGAUCCAUACAGACAAUAAAGGUUAAACGUCCUAAACAUGUUUCAAGUCUCUCAGAACUGGUGCUGACUUGAUGGUUCAUGAGAGAAGAACUGACACUGCUGAGAAGCUGUACCUUUGAUAUCUGAGAUCUGCUAGAAAAGGGACUUUAGCUGCGUUUCCAUCAGGGGUCCAGUUUGAUUGAGUAUGGUUUGGUUUGGUUUAGUAUGCAAAACAACAAAAUAGUUUGCGUUUCCAAGGACACGCGUCUCCUCAUUUGAUGGGCGGGCUGUAAAGGCUUUGAAUGUAAAAUCUCAUGGGGCACGAGUCUGGUGGUCCAGCUGAGUUGUAGAAAGGAUGAAUGACAGAAAUCAGUGGGGAAUAAGCAGGAAACUGCUUUAUUUCAGGUGCAAGUGCUUUUUAAAGAAAUAGCUACAUCUUAAGUGGUGAGGAUCUGUACUCACCACUGUGAGUACAGAUCCUCAACUGAUGGAAUAUGUGUAGAAACAUUUUUAGUCGUAGCGAUAUGUUAAUAUGCAAAUAUAUCUAGUCUAUAACAGAUUAUACAACAAUAUAAAAAUUUAGAGCUAUACCAUAAAUAUUUUUUCACAUUGAAAAUAAACCAAAGGUUUAACUGGUGUUAAAAUCAGACUAGAUUAAGUCAGAAAUCCUGGGUGUGCUGAUCAUGUUAUAAAACAGGCUGCAACCCUCCGUUUUACGAGUAUGUACAAUAGCAACAGACAGAUGUUUUCACAAGUUACCUAAAGUAAAGUGUAGAUGAAUAACUAGUUACAAAACAGAGAAUUAACUGAUCUAAAGCUUCAUUUUCACAAAACUUCAGCAUUAAUUUAGUUUCACUUCCAACGUGGAUAGACCAGGCUGAUGUGGGGGGGAUUUGCUUGAAUUGUUGAUUUGUUUGAUUGUUUUUAACGUUCUGUAAAGCAGAUUGAGUUUACAACAGUAUGAAAUGUGCUGUGCAAAUAAAGUUUACACCACUGCAUCAAAUGCUUUGCAUUGCAUUUGGUGAUGUAUGGCUUAGAUGCAGCUGCUCAGCCAUGGAAACUCAUUCCAUGAAGCUCUCUACACACUGUUCUUGAGCUAACCUGAAGGCCACAUGAAGUUUGGAGGUCUGUAGCAAUUGACUCUGCAGAAAGUCAGCAACCUCCGCACACUAUGCCCUUCAGGAUCAGCUGACCUCGCUUCGUCAUUUAACGUGGCCUACCAGGUCUGUAGUCAUCGACUCUGCAGAAAGUUGGUGACCUCCGUGCACUAUGCGCCUCAACAUCCACUGUCUGUCAUUUUACAUAGCCCACCACUUGGUGGCUGAGUUGCUGUCGUUCCCAAUGGCUUCCACUUUGUUAUAAUACCACUGACAGUUGACUGUGGAAUAUUUAGGAGCCAGGACAUUUCACCCCUGGACUUCUUGCACAGGUGGCAUCCUAUCACAGUACCACGCUGGAAUUCACUGAGCUCUUGAGAGUGACCCAUUCUUUCACAAAUGUUUGUAGAAACAGUCUGCACGCCUAGGUGUUUGAUUUUAU
Cheilinus undulatus (humphead wrasse) is the source of this 3546-nucleotide messenger RNA. Its product is annotated as gastrula zinc finger protein XlCGF57.1-like. NCBI's taxonomy places the organism in Eukaryota, Metazoa, Chordata, Actinopteri, Labriformes, Labridae. The record is from RefSeq and is a predicted model, not a curated record. Gene Ontology annotation, biological process: regulation of transcription by RNA polymerase II. Gene Ontology annotation, cellular component: nucleus. The transcript is spliced from 3 exons. Bases 270 to 1931 code for a protein of 553 amino acids. Gene Ontology annotation, molecular function: DNA-binding transcription factor activity, RNA polymerase II-specific; RNA polymerase II cis-regulatory region sequence-specific DNA binding.